This is a messenger RNA of Daktulosphaira vitifoliae (grape phylloxera), 409 nucleotides long. Its product is annotated as serine/threonine-protein kinase 24-like. The transcript has 2 exons. The record is from RefSeq and is a predicted model, not a curated record. NCBI's taxonomy places the organism in Eukaryota, Metazoa, Arthropoda, Insecta, Hemiptera, Phylloxeridae. The coding region runs from base 78 to 389 and encodes 103 amino acids.
AGGCUGAUAUAUGGUCACUGGGUAUUACUGCAAUUGAGCUAGCUAAAGGUGAACCUCCUAAUUCAGAGUUACAUCCAAUGCGUGUACUAUUUCUCAUUCCUAAAAAUAACCCACCACAAUUAACUGGAAACUAUAGUAAAGCAUUUAAAGAAUUUGUUGAAGCAUGUUUAAAUAAAGAUCCAGAAAAUAGACCAACUGCCAAAGAGUUAUUAAAAUUUCCUUUUGUACGUAAAGCAAAAAAAAGUGCGUACUUAGUAGAUUUAAUUGAUCGAUAUAAAAAAUGGAAGUCACAGCGUGGAGGUCGAGGAGGUGGUGAUAGUGAUGAUGAUGACGACAGUGAUGGUCCAGAUGGUGGUGGAGGAGGAGGAUCAGAUGGAUCUGAUGCGUGAGUGUUAUUUAUUCUAGAAAC